Messenger RNA from Aspergillus calidoustus, 1464 nucleotides. Lineage: Eukaryota; Fungi; Ascomycota; Eurotiomycetes; Eurotiales; Aspergillaceae. The record is from the annotation of a GenBank genome assembly.
AUGUGGAGAGUUCUGGCUCUUCUGGUAUUCCUUAUAUCUUCUCAAUGCUCACGGGGAGCUCUGAUGCUGCAACAAAAAAGAGAUGGUGCGGCUGCUGCUGUGGUUACCUUGGGUAUCCAACGCAAUGAGAUACCUGAUCCCGUGGCGAGGGACCGGUUAAGGCGAAAGAGAGAUCGGUUUGUCUCGCAAUCAAUCGACAAUGAGGAGACCCUUUACUUUUGCAACGUAACGAUCGGCACGCCGGAGCAAAACUUGCGAUUAGUUCUCGACACCGGAAGCAGCGAUCUCUGGUGUAACGCGGCUAACUCAACUCUCUGUUCAUCACGUCAAAAUCCGUGUCUCACUUCCGGCUCCUAUGAUCCUGAUUCAUCGUCAUCAUACACUUAUGUAUCAUCUGACUUCAAUAUUAGUUAUGCGGAUGGUUCAGGUGCAGCUGGAGAGUACGCAGCCGACACCCUCCAUAUUGGCGGCGUAACGAUUCGCGACUUUCAGUUCGGAGUAGGGUACACAUCCAGCUCUGCAGAGGGCGUACUAGGCAUUGGUUACCCCUCAAACGAGGUCCAGGUUGGGCGGUUUGGGGACGAACCUUACCCUAAUCUCCCUCGUGCAUUGGUGCAAAAUGGUGUAAUUCAGUCAAGUGCCUACAGCCUUUGGCUGAAUGAUCUGGAGGCAAACACUGGCUCAAUACUCUUUGGGGGGGUGGAUACUGAAAAGUAUCAUGGCGAUUUGCAGACCCUUCCAAUACAGAGUGUUAAUGGGGGAUACUCGGAGCUCGUUAUAGCUCUCACCGGGGUUUCGCUUGAGACGGAUUCCAGGAGUCGUGAACUUUCUUCAGGCGCACUCCCUGCAGCGGUCCUCCUGGAUUCCGGCAGUUCGCUGUCAUAUCUACCCGAUUCUAUCGUGGAGGAUAUCUACAACGAUAUUGGUGUUACGUACGAACCAUCCACUGGGGCCGGGUACGCACCGUGCAGCUUGGCUCAUGAGAACAUUGAUCUAACAUUCACGUUCUCGUCCCCUGCGAUUACGGUGGGUAUUGAUGAGCUAAUCAUCGAUGCUGGCGAUCUUAGAUUCUGGAACGGCGAACGCGCUUGUGUCUUCGGUAUUGUUCCUGCGGGCGAGAGCAGUAAUGUCCUUGGGGAUACGUUCUUGCGCAGCGCAUAUGUGGUAUACGACUUGGCGAAUAAUGAAAUCUCAAUCGCGAAUACCAGAUUCAAUUCGACUGACAGUAACAUCCUGGAGAUUGGGACCGGCGAUGAUGCUGUUCCAAGCGCCACAAAAGUAUCUGACCCCGUCACUUCCGUUGUGGCCGAUGGCUCGGGUGCAAGGAUUGGGGGCCCAACCGAGACCGGGUUCACUGUGACUUCAACUAGUACAGGCGCAGCAACGGCGCUGGGAGGGCCUACAGACGUUCCGGGUCAGCUCGCUUUUGGGGCUGCAGUUAUGGGGUACAUGUUAGCUUUAUAA